Messenger RNA from Paramuricea clavata, 609 nucleotides. Lineage: Eukaryota; Metazoa; Cnidaria; Anthozoa; Malacalcyonacea; Plexauridae. The record is from the annotation of a GenBank genome assembly.
AUGAAUGAAGCAAAAAAGGCAAGAACUAUUGCUAAAUCAUCAUUUACCCGUAGUGCUAAAUCCAUCCAACGGCUAAUCGAACAAGGACGGCCCGAACCGGAAGUUGUCAAAGCAGGUGGCAUAUUUGAAACAGCCUAUGAGAGAGUACUAUCUAAGCAUGAAGGAUUUGCAAUACUUGUAGAAGAAAAAGAUUAUGAACAGGAAGAAUGGAUGGAAGAUGUGUCAAAGAAUAUGAUGUUAUUUGUAAUAAUGAUAAAUGAUUAUAAAAUAACCAUGGCUCCGAAGAACAAUAUUGCAACUGAUAAAGUGGAAAAUCCAGCCAGCUCUCAGGAUGUCGAUGUGGACCCAAACAACACAAAUAUACCAUCUGGAUCAGGCAUUGAUGAGACUGCAGAAUCUGUACCACCAGGGGAGGCGGAACCCACUGUUACAUUGGAAUUAUCACCUGACAACCAAGCUGCCGCAACUAAUUUGCCCACUUAUGCUGCACCCUCAGCCAGUCUAACUUCCAUGAAAUUGAGAACAGAGAGAGCACCGCUUCCUAAAUUUGAUGGAAAUGUUCGAAAUUAUCUGUAUUUUCGUAGAGAUUUCAAUUUAUGUUCUUCGUAG